This is a messenger RNA of Arabidopsis lyrata subsp. lyrata, 2556 nucleotides long. RefSeq names its product putative cysteine-rich receptor-like protein kinase 16. Lineage: Eukaryota; Viridiplantae; Streptophyta; Magnoliopsida; Brassicales; Brassicaceae. Bases 410 to 2455 code for a protein of 681 amino acids. Gene Ontology annotation, molecular function: protein kinase activity; ATP binding. The transcript is spliced from 8 exons. The record is from RefSeq and is a predicted model, not a curated record. Gene Ontology annotation, biological process: protein phosphorylation.
CCAAAGAGAUAAUAACUCUGAAGUAGCUAAUAAGUCUUUUUUUUUUUUGGUGUGUAGUAGCUAAUAAGUCUUUGUAUUUUGUCUCAUCUUCGUCUUUGAUAGUUAAUGUUUCUGAUUUUUCCAAAUCAAUUGACGAAAUUUCAUUCACGUAUCAUUUUCCUAUCACUUUCUUUAUGUAACCUCGUCUGAAUUUUCUUUGGCUUUUCUCAUCGCAAAAUCCUCUUCUUCUUUUUUUGGCUCGAUUGUGAUUCUAUAACGUGUUCUUCUGGUUGCCACAUGAUUCAUUCAUUAUAAUAGAGAUUGGUUUAUGGACCACUUGCAAUGGAAAUUUAAUCGACACAUAUGUGUUAAUGGACACUUGUUUAAUUUGCUCAACUAACUCAAACAAAAUCUGCAUGAUAUAAAAAAAAUGAAACUGAAGAAUCUCUUGCCAGUCUUGUGUUUUUUCCUGUUAAGCUUUCCUGUUUUGUCUGCACAAAGAUGCGGGAAAACUGGUUUCUCUAUACUUGAUGAUACGUUUGAUACAAACCGUCGCCUUCUUCUCUCUUCUCUUGCUUCUAAUGCCUCAGAUCAAGGCGGCUUUUACAGUGCUUCGGUUGGGCAAGGAUCCGAGCGGGUGUACGCUGAAGGGUUGUGCAUACCAGGUGCUGAACCAAAGGAUUGCUCAAACUGUCUCAACCAUUCUUCUAAUAGCGUGAUUGAGAGAUGUCGUAACCAGACAGAAGGCCUUAUCUGGUCUGACGACGUGAUUCUUUGUAUGAUACGUUUCUCCAACCGUUUGUUUUCUGGAUCACUGGAGAUUGAACCAAGUUAUGAUCUGAUCGUUAAUGGAGAUAUACAAGUAAACUUGACCGAGUUUGAUAGAUCGUGGGAGGAUCUGACUAGUCAUAUGAUAGUUGAAGCUACUUCAUCGUCAUCUCAACGCAAGUACUACGCAGCUGAAGCAGUGUCUUUGACAUCUUUCCAGAAUAUUUACUUAUUGAUGCAAUGCACUCCGUUCAUAUCUUUGCGGGAUUGCAACACUUGUUUAACCCAAAGUGUCACAGACUAUAAAUCAUGUUGCUAUGGGAAGAAAGGUGGCAAUGUUAAUCGUCCUAGCUGCUAUUUCAGGUGGGAAAUUUAUCCCUUUUCUCAAGCUUUUAACAAUACUUUGUCACAUCCAGCUCCACUCCCACCAUCUCGUACACCUUCGGGAGGCCACAGGACAAACACGAACAAGAGAGGAAUUAUCGUCGGAAUCACUGUUGUUCUCGCCUUGGUGAUCAGUGUGCUGCUUGCUCUAGGGUAUGCUCUUUGUAGGAGACGAAAGGCGUCUCAAGAAUUUGCAACUGAAAAUGGUCAUAUUUCUCUUACAGGGAGCUCAAUGACGAAUUGCGGUACUGCACCACCAGAUGAUGCUGCAGAUGAUAUUGCAACAUCAGGUUCACUUCAAUUCGAAUUUAAAGCUAUUCAAGCUGCAACAAGUAAUUUUCAGAAGAGUAACAAGCUAGGUCAUGGUGGAUUUGGUGAAGUUUACAAGGGAACGUUUCCGAAUGGGAUAGAAGUUGCUGUGAAGAGGCUGUCUAAAACUUCAGGUCAAGGUGAACAUGAGUUUAAGAACGAGGUGCUUCUUGUAGCAAAGCUCCAACAUAGAAAUCUCGUUAGACUUCUCGGGUUCUCUGUCGAAGGAGAAGAAAUGAUACUUGUCUACGAGUUUGUGCACAAUAAAAGUCUUGACUACUUCCUCUUUGACCCUGUAAAGAGGGGUCAACUUGAUUGGAGAAAACGCUAUAACAUUAUCGAGGGAAUUACUCGAGGGAUUUUAUAUCUUCAUCAAGAUUCACGGCUCACAAUCAUACAUCGUGACCUCAAAGCGAGUAACAUUCUCUUAGAUGCAGAUAUGAACCCGAAAAUCGCAGAUUUUGGAAUGGCAAGGAAUUUCAGAGUGGACCAGACUGAAGACAAUACAGGAAGAGUAGUUGGAACAUUUGGUUACAUGCCUCCCGAGUAUGUGGCGAAUGGGCAGUUCUCGAUGAAAUCUGAUGUUUAUAGUUUCGGAGUAUUGAUUCUGGAGAUAAUUGUUUGCAAAAAGAGCAGUAGCUUCCACCAGAUAGAUAGUUCAGUAGGCAACCUGGUCACAUAUGUUUGGAGGCUUUGGAACAAUGGAUUAUCGUUGGAACUCAUAGACCCGGCCAUAGGGGAGAAUUAUGAUAAAGAUGAAGUCAUUAGAUGCAUCCACAUCGGGUUAUUGUGCGUUCAAGAAAAUCCUGCAGAUCGUCCAACCAUGUCCAAUGUUUUCCAGAUGCUCACUAAUAAUUCAAUCACUCUGCCCGUUCCUCAAACACCUGGAUUUGUCUUCACGGUCAGAUCCGAGCCAAACCCAUUAGCUGAGAGAUAUCAGCCUCGUUCGUCUACUGCCAUUUCGUUUGCUUGUUCCAUUGAUGAUGCAUCGAUCACGAGCGUCAAUCCUCGUUGAAAUUAGAGGUUAAUGAUAAUAUGUAGAUGAUCCUUUCGCAAGCCAAAACUCUAAAUAGUCACUCAUAAUUAAUGUGCAUAAAAAAUCACGUUUUGAUGAAA